Bathycoccus prasinos is the source of this 1842-nucleotide messenger RNA. RefSeq lists its product with no specific name. Bases 1 to 1842 code for a protein of 613 amino acids. The record is from RefSeq and is a predicted model, not a curated record. The transcript has a single exon. Lineage: Eukaryota; Viridiplantae; Chlorophyta; Mamiellophyceae; Mamiellales; Bathycoccaceae.
AUGACGACGACGUCAACGACAGCAUCCGCAGAAACGCGAAAACGAAGAAGAGAAACUUUGUUGCGAGAGAUUAAAGAGCACGCCAGAGGCGCUUUGUUUGAGUACGAUUCCAACGAGAACAUCAUCGCCAAAGAAGCGAAGAAGAAGAAGAAGAAUGUUUUUGGCGGCGAGAAUGGUGGUGAUGUGAAGAAGGAAAAGAGGUGGACCAACUCGGAGUGGCGGGACGCGUUCGACCGCUUAUUUUUGGACGACGCGGAGACGUUUAAAGAGGUUGGGAUGCAAGACGAUUUACUGUUUUACGCGCCCAGUAGCGGUAGGAGCGCUUCGUCUUCUUCGUCGCUUUACGUUUCAUCGGGAGAGAACAACAAGAGCGGCGCGAAAGGGGACGUCGUCUUCGUUCGCCGGUGGAAGAAGAAAGAUAGGAACAUUGAGAGUAGCGACGUCGCUACCGCCACGGCCGCUGAUAAUAAUAAUCUGGAGGAGUUGACGACCGAGAACGUGGAUUGGCGAGCGACGACUUUACUGAACAUCGUGCAGCACACCACGUAUUCCGCGGAGGUUUCCGUGUGCUUGUUAGACCAGUUGGAAAAGAGACAACAAAAGAGUGGUAAAAAGGGAGGUGAAGAUAAACAAGGAACUUUAGCGAACCCGUUGGCGUCGUGUAAAACUAAAGUCUUCGCGAGCACGUCGAAAAUGGCGCAGUCGAACAAUUUGAAGAGCGAUAGAAGAGAGUCAACGUUACCUGAGGUGGCGUUUGAGUCGUAUUACGCGAACAACGAAGAGUGGGAGAAGUGCGCGUUGACAAAAGACGGAGAUUGUUUGUGCGUGAGAUUGUUCGCAACAGGCGGCGUGUUAAAGAUGCACGACGGUGAUAACAAUUCAAAAACAACGGAAGAAGAGAAAAUUGUAGUAUUUAGCGGAUUUGCGCCGAGAUCGGACGUGGCGAGAGCAUAUAACGUGGAGAGGAAAGCCGCGUAUAAGCAAGCGUUUACAUUUCGUGCGUUUGCCAACUCGACGUUUGGGUUUGAUUUACCAAAAUUUCACAAUAAUAGCGACAUUAACAGAAGAAGGAAGUAUGGUGGUAGCAAUAGUACUAGUAGUAACGGCAUAGCGGGAAAUGGUCUGUACGACAACGGGUAUCGAGUAAACGGCGCUCACGGAAAUCACGAGGACUACGAUGAUGAUGAUGACGACGAUGAUGAUACCGGUGAAGCAGAUCAUCUCGAUGGAGAUAUUCCUGACAGUAGUAACCAUAACGACAACAAUAUCGACGACGACGACGGUGAUAAUCAUGGUGGCAGCGGAGGAGGAGGAGGAGGUACCUCUUUCCUCUCCCCAUACCGCCAUCAUCCGAAAUCCUUUGCCUCACCGUCCCGAGGAGGCGCCGGCGAAACCGACGCCGUCGUCACGUUAGGACGAGGCACAGAAAAGGAAGGUGAAGCUGCCGUUGCCGUCUCCGCCGAACAUUUACACUUUUCUCCAUCUUCCACCCAAAUUGGUGGCGGCGGCGACGACUUUUCCGCGAGCGGUGGCAGCGGAGUCAACAGUGACGCGGACAACUCGAGCGCCUACGACACCGACGAGACCUCCUCCUCUCGUCACGCCGCCUCCGGCAAAAACACCACCAAAAACAGAAAAGGAGGCGUCCGACGACUUCUUAAUUUCGGUCGAAAAGUCGAAACCGUUCGAGAGGUCGCCGAAUCGUCCUCGCUCCCCUCGCCUUCUUCUCGCAGAGCCGGCGGAGGCGAGACCGACGUGACUCGCUUGCGGUGUCGUUUGCUCAGCGUGAAAGUCCACUGGAGAGCGCUCGCGAGAGAUUUAUUGUAUAAAGAGUGGAGAUGA